AUGACCAAGAAAAGAAGGAAUAAUGGUCGUGCCAAAAAGGGCCGCGGCCACCUGCAGUGUAUUCGCUGUACCAGCUGUGCCCGAUGCGUACCCAAGGAUAAGGCCAUUAAGAAGUUUGUCAUUCGGAACAUUGUAGAGGCCGCAGCCAUCAGGGACAUUUCUGAAGCAAGUGUUUUCGAUGCCUAUGUGCUUCCCAAGCUGUAUGUGAAACUGCAUUACUGCAUGAGUUGUGCCAUUCACAGCAAGGUAGUCAGGAAUCGUUCUCGGGAAGCCGGGAAGGACCAAACCCCUCCACCCCGACUUAGACCUGCUGGUGCUGCCCCACGACCUCCACCAAAGCCCAUGUAAGGAGCUAAGUCCUUAAAGACUAAAGAAAUACUGUUCCCUGGAAAGUCAAUAAAGUGGAAAUUAUACUUAAAAA
Molecule: messenger RNA, 421 nt
Organism: Mesoplodon densirostris (Blainville's beaked whale)
Lineage: Eukaryota; Metazoa; Chordata; Mammalia; Artiodactyla; Ziphiidae
Product: small ribosomal subunit protein eS26-like
Exons: 1
Coding region: 1-348 (115 amino acids)
Biological process (GO): translation
Cellular component (GO): cytosolic small ribosomal subunit; ribosome
Molecular function (GO): mRNA binding; structural constituent of ribosome
Source: RefSeq, a predicted model, not a curated record